Messenger RNA from Caenorhabditis angaria, 1588 nucleotides. The record is from the annotation of a GenBank genome assembly. NCBI's taxonomy places the organism in Eukaryota, Metazoa, Nematoda, Chromadorea, Rhabditida, Rhabditidae.
AUGAUUUUUCAAACCCAAUUUUACCUUGUUUUUCUGAUUAUUUCGGUUUAUGGGUUCUAUGAAAAUACUGGUUUGUACAGUGAGUGGGGAAAAUUCGAGAUUUUUCAAAAGUAAUUGUGCAUUAUUUUCAGAUCAAUCGUAUUAUGAUUAUUUAAAAGCACAACAGAGUUUAAUUGAUGAUGUUUUUGAAGAUUAUGAUCCCACCGUCUCACCUAUUUUUACAAGACGUGGGUGUUUCAUUUUGGAAAAAAUUCAUCGGAUUUAUUUUAUAAAAAGAUUAGAGCCCUAUUUUCAAUUUCAGAUAGCGAUGGUGAUGAUGACACUUACGACACUCAAAACUCACCAAAUAUUUGGAAUUACACCGUCUAUUUAUAUUAUUUGAAAUUAGUAGAUGUUGAUGAGCCUUCAGAAAAGGUUUCAGUCGUUCUAGAACUUAUGGAGGUAAAAACAUUCUUCAAAAAACUAUCCCGUAUAUUUUUUCUAGUUCUGGUAUGAUGCACGAUUAGCAUGGGACUCGAAAAUGUAUCACAAUAUAACAUCAUUUUAUGUUCGGCAGGAAAAAGUGUGGAGUCCUACGCUUUCAGCAUUUGGAGUGUGAGUUUAGUUUUUAGUCGAAAAAGGGAGCUUGGACUAGAACACCUUAUUUAAUCAAUUAUUUUUGGGAAAAAAUAUUGUUUUUCAGAAAUGAGAUACAAGAUUUUCGCGAUCAGGACUUUCGGAUGGUUUCUGUGGUGGAUAUUGGUUUCAUUUUCACUUAUGUUUCUGUGAAGAUAUCAGUAAACUGCCAACUAAAUAUGAAAAAAUUUCCAUUCGAUCAACAAAAAUGCCAAGUUCGUUUAUGUGUUCCAAUAUUUUUCUAUAAAGAAGUUUCGGUAUUUAAUGAAGUCUACAGUGGAAUUCGAACUAAAGAUUCAUUUUCCAAAAUGGUGAGUUUUUCGAAACACAAAAAAAUUUCAAGAAAAACAUUUCAGGGUAAUUCUGAAUGGCGGGUAGAAAAUCUGACUGGUAGAAUUGAUGUUCUUCACUAUAAUGAUACAUUCAGCGAUCUACAAUUAUCAGUUUUUGAAAUAACUAUCAAAAGAAAUCCAAUGUAUUAUUUUUAUAUGAUUAUCCUCCCAUCUUAUAUAAUCAAUGCUGUUUCAAUAAUCGGAAUUUUUCUGAACAGUGCGGAUAAAAUGUCUAGAGUAAGUUCAGUUUGAGCUAUGAGCAAUCAAAAACUAUUUUCUUUUCAGUUGAAUGUUGGUCUCACGAAUAUUAUGACAAUGACAUUCAUCCUUGGUGUUAUGGCAAACGAAAUUCCAAAAACUGGAGCUAUUCCACUUCUUGGUAUUUACAUUAUUGUUAAUUUGAGUAUAAUGAUCUUCUCAAUUAUGAUCAUAAGUUUUUUUGGACAGUUUCGGAAAUGGAUAGAACCUAGAUUGCGGCAUCCAAAAUUAAGGUAGAACAAUUUAGAAAAAAUGUUUGAUUGAAGUUAAUUUAUAGAAAAUAUGUGAUGGGACGACCAAUCGAAAUAAUAAUUUCUUCACUUCUUCAUCUUCUCAACACAGCCAAUUUUGUUACAAUGAUUGUUAUUUGGGAGACUAGCUAG